Molecule: messenger RNA, 822 nt
Organism: Daktulosphaira vitifoliae (grape phylloxera)
Lineage: Eukaryota; Metazoa; Arthropoda; Insecta; Hemiptera; Phylloxeridae
Exons: 2
Coding region: 1-822 (273 amino acids)
Source: RefSeq, a predicted model, not a curated record
AUGUUCACUAGAAGGAGAGUGGGACUGGACAGCCUGGACACUCUUACUCUGAAUGGACAAGAAAUUAGCUUAAAAUCAGAAGUAAAAUACUUAGGUAUUAUCUUGGAUAGUAAGCUAAAAUGGAAAUCACAUGUUGAGUCAAGAAUCAAAAAAGCAAUGACCACAUUGUGGACUUGCAGCAGAGCCUUGGGAAAGACAUGGGGUCUUAAACCAAGAGUUAUGUAUUGGUUGUACACAUCAGUGAUUAAACCUAUGAUGUUGUACGGUGCCCUAAUCUGGUGGACCAGAACAGCACUCAUUACAGCUAGGAAAGAACUUAGUCGCAUACAGAGAAUGGCUGCUAUUGCCAUCACUGGAGCAUUAAGAACUACACCAACGGUCGCAUUAGAGGCACUAAUUGGAUUGCCUCCUCUGCAUCUAGAGGUGAAAGCUCACGCCAAAGCUACAGCACUAAGAUUCCACAACUUAGGUAUGUGGACUUUGGAGAGUGAUACAACAGAACAUGGUAAAAUACUAAAAGAGAUAGACAAGGGCUUUUUAGAAUACCCCUUGGACUAUAUCAAACCGGUUCUUAAGAAUAACAUUCCCUACAAAGUGGAGAUCACUACACGUAUAGAAUGGAAUAUUAACCACCUGACUGACAAAGGAGGAUUUGUGAUAUAUACAGAUGGAUCCAAAAAAUCAGGAAAGGUAGGUGCUGGAAUUUGGGGCUUAAAGCCACGAAUAAAUGUCAGUAUGUCAUUGGGCACAACACCCUCUGUUUUCCAAGCAGAGACACCAGAUAUAGAAAAGAAUUUAAGUGAAGUAAUAUCUCAAAUUUGA